Messenger RNA from Phialemonium atrogriseum, 2310 nucleotides. RefSeq lists its product as uncharacterized. Lineage: Eukaryota; Fungi; Ascomycota; Sordariomycetes; Cephalothecales; Cephalothecaceae. The coding region runs from base 1 to 2310 and encodes 769 amino acids. The record is from RefSeq and is a predicted model, not a curated record. The transcript has 2 exons.
AUGCCAAGCCUUUGGGGAUCUGGCUCUGGUGCUGCCAGCCGCUCUACACAGGGCCGCCAGUCCAUAAGGGGCAGGAUAUCGGGGCCAAUUCCAAUACCCAGCCCCGCUGACGACGAGUUUCCCAUCCGAAGCCCAGGCUCCAGCGUUGCAAACGCGGCAGUCGAGGAGGAGUUCCCGAUCCGAAACCCUGGCAGUGGCAUUGCGAGCAUGACGCCGCUACCGGAAGAGACAGACAGCGAGUCACCACACCAGCAACAGGAGCAGCAACGAGAACAGAACCUCCCCCCACCCGACGCAUCAGCAGACUCUGACUCUGUCUCCGUGAGCCCGGCCGACGUUACACAGAGCGGCAGCAAUCCGGACGCGCCAUCACAUCAUCCGCCAGCGCCUCCGUCAGCGAAUUCGUCGGGCCGGGCAAAAACACCUCCACAAAGGAUUUCCCCGCAAAGGAUCUCUCCGCAAAAGAGCUCUCCGCCAAGAAGUUCUCCGCCCAGGCGACGGACUAACCCAGCAAGUAUGCUGAGGUAUUCGAGCGUGAGCGAAGCGCCGAGUGGGAAUACGGGACGGAGUAGAGAUGAAGCGCCGCAAAGGAAGAAGUCGACCCUACGGACGGCCCUCGGGCGGUUGUUUGGACGCAAGAAGAAGCCCGGCGGCAGUCAGACCUCCAGCACGCCCUCGGGGCGCAUGUCUGGCAUGCUAACCUCGUCUCAGCAUCGCAGUGAUCCCUCGGCGUUGAACCGGUGCAAAGACGACGAACCUAAGCGUUCCGCUUCCCUCCCCAUCACCGAGUACGAUCGAGCUCUAAGAUCACACUCAAUCGGGCCCCAGGAUAUGACUGCUAUCGAGACCGUGCGUAGUUCUCUGCAGACGGAGCGUGGCCCAACCCAUCGAAGAGCCGCGACGAUGUCAAGCCGGCUAUUUAGCCAGCCGCGGCGCAAUCCAGGGUGGGUAGGGUUGUCGCCGCGGCCCGCCAGCACGCACGGCCGAGACAGUCGGCUAAUAGCCGGCGGGGAAGAUCCCAGCGAGAUCGGCCGUGCCAUCACAAGCGAUAGUGGGGGCGGCACUCGGCGGCGGUCGAGGAGUCUCUCGGGACUUUAUGACAUUGCCGGAGCCCGCCCGGGACAGCGCCGGCGAAGCGAUGAAAUCCGGUACUGGCGAGAGUCGUACGACCCCGGCUUCUUGUCGCCGCUAUCGUCAACCGGGCCAGAUGAAACGGAGGCCGAUAACGACAAUGCGGGAGUCGCUGGCGCACCCGAGUCGCCCGCCGACAGGCCGCCGAAAACCCCUCCGCAGCCGUUCAAUUUCGGAUCGAUUAGCAAUGAGAUGGCGGGCAUGAAGAUCACACAGGCGGCAAGCAUGGACAGCCGGAUCGGCGGUCUGGAAGCUCGAAUGUUCAAGCUAGAACGGGUGGUGAAUCAGCUCUGCCACUCAGUACCGGGAUUCAAGACGCCGCUGGUGGAGACCCCCCGUAGGGGCGAGCCAUCAUCCAUGGGAGUUACUUCGGAUCCGUCGUCCUUCUUUUACACCACUGCAGCGCCGCCCAUGAUCCCCGCUAUUUACCAGGCCAUCUCGGGCGAGACCAGGGGCUCGUCGCGACACGGCAGUUCCCGCCAGUCGCUUGAGAGUGACUGGCAGUCGCACCUCUCGUUUGGCGAGGCCCAGACCUUCAUCGGGUCGCUGCACCCCCCAUCUUCCUCGGCGACACAGGCCCAGUCACUGACUGCGACCGCUCCCCCGGCGAUCAGUCCAGCGAACCGCCCCACUUCCAACUCGACAAUCCGCGGUGCCGCAAGCCUGCCGACCAUGGGGCGAGACGCGGGUGACGAGAGCGGCGACGCAGCCGGGCUGCUCAAUCAGCUCGAGGCGGAGCGCGUAGCCCGCCAGGCCCUAGAAGCGCAGGUCAAGAAGCUGUCGGAGCGGCUCAACACCCUGUCGACAACCAUGUACGCGAUGGUGCGAGACCCAGCCAGGUCGCGCUCGCAGGAGCACCUGCGGCCCCCGGCCCCGGCGCUGCAGCAGUCGAGGUCGGCGUCGGGCCCGCUCGUGUCCCCGAUGCACACGCCGCUCAAGGCGCGCUCGGCAUUCGAAGGAGACGACGACAGCGAGACGGAUAAGGGACCGGUCCAGAGAGGUGCCGGCGAGGACGAGCAGGAGGAGGACUUCCAGACCCCGCGGCCUCACUACGGCGCCUUUGGAGAGGAGCUGAGGGAGGAUGACGGCGACGAAGACGACCCCAAGAGGAAGAAGGCGGCGCGGACGCUUAGCCUCAGCCAGCUGACGUUGGGCAGGGGUGCGCAGUUGCAGAUAUGA